This is a messenger RNA of Ectocarpus sp. CCAP 1310/34, 2649 nucleotides long. NCBI's taxonomy places the organism in Eukaryota, Phaeophyceae, Ectocarpales, Ectocarpaceae. The record is from the annotation of a GenBank genome assembly.
AGGUGCUGCUCCAUAGAUCUCGUCAUCCCCCGCGUGCAGCAGCGAUCGCAGCGACGGUCUGACGAAAGCAAGGCGAUGGGUGGUGCCGUGGCUGAAAUUAAGACGCUGGCUGAGUACAACUCAGCCAUCGAAUCUUCUUCGAAAGCAUGCGUGUUUUUCUGGGCCGCAUGGCACGAGCCAAGCAAGCUGGGCGGACAGAUGGACGAGGUGUUCUCCCAGUUGGCCGAGCUGCACCGAGGAGCCGUGCAUUGCGUCAAGGUGGAGGCGGAGGCAGUACCGGAGGUUAGCGCCAAGCUCGAGAUCGCUACCGUGCCUACUUUUGUGCUCGGUGGAGCGGCAUGCGGGAGAAUCGAGGGAGCGGACCCCUCCACGCUCGCCAAGCGUGUGCAGGAGCUGGCCAAUGAACAAGUCGCACAGCAGAAGGCCAAGGGGGAUGGGGUGGAGGGGAUGCAGCCAGAGCUCAAGGCAAAGCUGAAGAGCAUCAUCGGCACGUCGCCGGUGAUGCUCUUCAUGAAGGGUAACGCAGAGGAGCCCAAGUGCAAGUUCAGCCGAAAGAUGGCCGAGAUGCUCAGAGGCGCAAAGGUGGACUUUGGGUCCUUCGAUAUUCUUACGGACGAGGAAGUGAGAGCAGGGCUAAAGGUGUACUCCAACUGGCCUACCUUCCCUCAGCUGUACGUGAAGGAGGUGUUGGUGGGGGGGGUAGACGAGGUGUCCAAACUGGCGGAGGACGGGGACUUGAAAAACAGCCUGGCUAACGCUGCGGGCGUGGAGCCUAGCAAGAACACUGUGGGGGCUGUCGGGGGCCCCAAGUCUGUGGAGGAGCGGUGCAAGGACAUUAUUAAGAGCGCGGAGACGAUGGUCUUCAUGAAAGGCACUCCGGACGCCCCUCGUUGCGGCUUCAGCCGAACCCUGGUCGGGCUGCUGAGGGAGGAAAACAUCGCCUUCGAGUCGUUCGACAUCCUGGAGGACGAGGAGGUUCGGCAGGUCUUGAAAGACCUGUCCAACUGGCCGACGUAUCCACAACUGUACGUUCACGGAGAGUUGGUGGGAGGCCUGGAUAUCUUGAAGGAGAUGAAGCUCGAAGGGCCCCUCGCUCCGCAGCUUGGCGUGACACCCAAGGAGAACCUGGAGUCGCGGCUGAAGCGCCUGAUGACCUCUAGCCCGAUCAUGCUCUUCAUGAAAGGCAACCCCGAUAGCCCACAGUGCGGAUUCAGCAGGACGGCGGUGGGGCUCCUGAGAGAGGAAGGGGUGGAGUUCGGCACCUUCGACAUCCUGGCGGACGACGAGGUGCGGCAGGGGCUCAAGAAGCUGUCGGAGUGGCCGACAUAUCCCCAGCUGUACUGCGGCGGCGAGCUCGUGGGGGGAUUGGACAUCAUGAAGGAGAUGAAGCAGGCAGGCGAGCUUAAGGCAGCGCUUCGGCCGCAGGGCUAACCCGUCGCCAAGCCAUUGGCGGCGUGAGUCCACACUUUGGCAGUUUCGACUUACACAUACGGGGAACCGAGCAUUUCUGCGUCUGGCACAGCAGCCCGUCGAGAUGGCUGCGUGAAGGAGCAUCGUGCAGCGACAGCGAACGGGGCGUUUCCGAGUUUCCUCGGUGUAACAUGUAAUUUAUUGUGAACGCUUGUUGGUUGGUGAACAAUGCUUCGACCAUGGUGGCGUUGGUAGAGAUCGGCGUGCGGCAUGUUUCAGUUGAUGGAGUGCACCGCUAGUUCCUAGCAAAGUACGGCACACGACACACGGAAGUGGUGGCCAAAAGUACGUGGCAGAACGCUUGGUACAUGCGUAUUGCCAUUGUGCUCUCGCCGUUUCCCUCCUACUGUAUAGCAGUAUCGUUAAUUGUCUGUGGGAAGGGCUCUCGCUGCGUACAUAUGCAUGCGUGGUCGUGUGGUUGCUAUCUCUGUAUGUCAUCGACUAGACUGGUGCAGCAGUAGCAGCUGCAGCUGCAGCAGCACUUGUUGCCGAUGUGACCUCACGUCCUAUGUAUCGAUCUAUGCAAGGGAUGAUGUCGGGAGGAAGAAGUGUGUGGUGCGAUCGAUCCCCGCUCGGUUUCCGUUAGUGCUGCGAUGCCCAGAGACACAUUUUUGCACGUUUACUUGUCACGGUUGUAAAAACGCAGGCAGCGGAUGGAUGAAAGUAUGGCAGCUUGCCUCGUUGACUUGGGGGAAGGGAAUUGUCGACAGCGUUAGAAGCGUGUGAUUAACGUGUUCUCCGAAAAAAACGCCGUUUUCUGCACCUCGGGUGAUCUUGCGUCUUUUGGUUGAACUAGAGCUCGAAGCAUCCAAACUUUACCGCUUGCUGCCAUGGGUCAUUAAUUGGCGCGCUGCCGUUAGUGCAUUGCAUGGUGUUACUAAUUUGGCACCCACACAAGAGUGGGAAGUACCGACACUCGUUGGGCCGUAGAUAUCAGCAUGAUCGUUGCCCUUAAGGCUAAGUAGUGCAGCAGCAGAGCAUUUCUUUCGUUGCCGAAAGGCUUCUUAAAACGAAGAAGCAUCAUAGUAGCUAAGUUCUUCCCAGGCCCAAUUGGCCGCUCCCCCCCCAGCCGACCCUGCUCCUCCUGUCGCAACGGCGUCCGCGCUACCACCACCAUUCAACAUUGCCUCCAACGUGCCAGAAGAAAACGCAUCCCUCCAACCGGGUCGCUCUCCCUUU